This is a messenger RNA of Phalaenopsis equestris, 3471 nucleotides long. Its product is annotated as DNA mismatch repair protein MSH2. The transcript is spliced from 13 exons. Gene Ontology annotation, biological process: mismatch repair; mitotic recombination. Bases 177 to 3020 code for a protein of 947 amino acids. Gene Ontology annotation, molecular function: ATP binding; mismatched DNA binding; ATP-dependent DNA damage sensor activity. NCBI's taxonomy places the organism in Eukaryota, Viridiplantae, Streptophyta, Magnoliopsida, Asparagales, Orchidaceae. Gene Ontology annotation, cellular component: MutSalpha complex; nucleus. The record is from RefSeq and is a predicted model, not a curated record.
CCGAAUUCCAAAACUAUUCCGAGACAUCGGCGACAUUACCAGCUACUUUAUUUUCCCGCCACGGCUCAUGGAUGAGAGGAUGCAUAUUUAUCUCGGUACCUGAAAUGAAACCCUUUCGUCUCGGCGCUCACACUGCUGCUGAUCCUGGUGCGAAGGGCACGAAGAGCUAGGAAGGAAUGGAUGAAGAGCUCACGCCUGAUAACAACGGCAAGUUGUUGCCCGAUCUCAAACUAGAUGCCAGGCAAGCGCAGGGGUUUAUUUCCUUCUUCAAAACCCUACCUAAUGAUGCUAGGGCUGUGCGUUUUUUUGAUCGUAAGGAUUAUUAUACCGUCCACGGUGAAAAUGCUAACUUCAUUGCAAAGACAUAUUACCGCACCACCACGGCCCUUCGGCAACUUGGCAGUACUAAUGAUGGUAUUUCGAGCAUUACUGUGAGCCGAAACAUGUUUGAAAACAUAGCUCGUGAUAUUUUACUCGAAAGAACAGAUCAUACAAUUGAAGUCUAUGAGGGUAGUGGAUCUAACUGGUGGUUAACUAAAGCUGGCACCCCAGGAAAUAUUGGUUCCUUUGAAGAUGUCCUGUUUGCCAACAAUGAUAUGCAGGAUGCUCCAGUCACAAUUGCUUUGUUUCCUAACUUACGUGAAAAUCAGUGCACUGUUGGUUUAAGUUAUGUUGAUAUGACCAAUCAAAAGCUUGGUUUAGCAGAAUUUCUUGAUGACGGCCAAUUCACAAACCUAGAAUCAGUUUUAGUUGCUCUUGGAUGCAAAGAGUGUAUUUUCCCCAUGGAAAGUGGAAAAUCCAUAGAAUUUAAGAAUCUACAUGAUGUGCUGAAUAGAUGUGGUGUUCUUUUGACAGAGCGGAAAAAAACUGAGUUCAAGUCGCGUGAUUUAGUCCAGGACCUCGGCAGAAUAAUAAGAGGUCCUAUUGAGCCGGUGAGGGAACUACUUGCUGAAUUCCAACAUGCGUUGAGUGCAUUAGGGGCAUUGCUAUCUUAUGUGGAUCUUCUUGCAGAUGACUGUAACUAUGGUAAUUAUACCAUCCAAAAGUAUAGUCUAGAUAGAUACAUGAGAUUGGAUUCUGCUGCCAUAAGGGCAUUGAAUAUUCUAGAAAGCAAAACAGAUGCAAAUAAAAAUUUUAGUUUGCUUGGCCUGAUGAAUAGAACCUGCACUGCUGGAAUGGGCAAGAGAUUGCUAAACAGGUGGCUCAAACAACCUCUUCUUGAUGCGGAUGAAAUAAAUUUUAGAUUGGAUAUAGUUCAGGCUUUUGUGGAUGAUGUAGAAUUACGUCAAACAUUGAGGCAACAAUUGAAGAGGAUACCGGAUAUUGAACGAUUGACGCAUAACCUUAGAAAGAGAGCAGCUAAUCUUUUGCCAGUUAUUAAACUGUACCAGGCAUGCAACAGGUUUCCAUACAUUAAAGGCGCCCUUGAGCAUUAUGAAGGACAGUUUUCUCUUUUAAUAAGAAAGAAAUAUAUCCAUCCUUUGCAAGAUUGGUUGGAUAAGGAUAAGCUGAAUAUGUUCAUUGAUCUAGUCGACACCGCUGUUGAUGUCAACCAUAUUGAGAGCGGCGAAUACAUGAUAUCACCUGGUUAUGAUGAAGAAUUAGCAUUAUUGAAAGAUAAACUUGAUGCAGUGGAGCAACAAAUAUACAAUUUGCAUAAGCAAACAGCCAAUGAUCUCGAUCUUCCUCUUGAUAAGUCCUUAAAGUUGGAAAAAGGGAGUCAGUUUGGACAUGUAUUUAGAAUCACCAAGAAAGAAGAGCAGAAAGUGAGGAAAACUUUAAAUACGCAGUUUAUUGUUCUUGAGACUCGGAAGGAUGGAGUGAAAUUUACAAAUACAAAGCUUAAAAAACUUGGAGAUCAGUAUCAGAAGAUACUCAACGAGUAUACAAGUCGGCAAAAACAUUUAGUUUUGCGUGUUGUGGAUACUACAGCUACCUUUUCUGUGAUUUUUGAAGAUUCGGCCAGGCUUCUUUCUGAGCUAGAUGUGUUGCUCAGUUUUGCUGAUUUAACUGUUUGCUCCCCUGUUCCAUACGUAAGACCAGAGAUUACCGGAUCUGAGGAAGGAGAUAUCAUGCUAGAAGGCUGCAGACAUCCUUGUGUAGAGGCGCAGGAUGGUGUAAAUUUUAUUUCUAAUGAUUGCAACCUUGUUCGAGGUAAGAGUUGGUUGCAGAUUAUUACUGGUCCUAAUAUGGGCGGAAAAUCUACCUUUAUACGACAGGUCGGCGUGAAUGUGUUGAUGGCGCAAAUUGGAUGCUUUGUUCCAUGCGAUAAGGCAAGUGUAAGCAUUCGUGAUUGUAUCUUUGCCCGUGUUGGUGCUGGUGAUUGCCAACUCCGUGGUGUUUCAACCUUCAUGCAAGAAAUGCUUGAAACUGCAUCUAUCUUGAAAGGUGCAUCGGAUAAGUCGCUUGUAAUAAUUGAUGAGUUGGGCCGUGGCACCUCUACUUAUGAUGGAUUUGGUUUAGCAUGGGCUAUAUGUGAGCACCUUGUGCAGAUUACCAGAGCUCCAACCUUGUUCGCCACUCACUUCCACGAACUGACUGCUUUGUCGCAAGGAACGCACGAUGAUUCGAGCAGUAUGGCUGCCGUUGGAGUGGCGAAUUAUCAUGUUGGGGCUCACAUAGACCCAUCAAGUCGAAAAUUAACUAUGCUCUAUAAGGUUGAGCCUGGUGCUUGUGAUCAAAGUUUUGGAAUCCAUGUUGCAGAAUUUGCAAAUUUCCCUGAGAGUGUUGUGGCUCUUGCUAAAAGAAAGGCUGCUGAGCUGGAAAAUUCUGCUCAAUUACCAAUUAUUUCUGAUAAUUUGAAUGACGAGGCCGGAACUAAACGGAUACGGAUGUGCGGUUCCGAUGAUAUGGCUGCGGGUGCGGCUCGAGCUCGUCGGUUUCUUGAGGAAUUCGCGAAAAUGCCGCUGGACCAAAUGGAUGUGAAGCAAGCCAUGCAGAACGUGAGCAGACUAACUUGUGAGUUGGAGAAAGAUGCUGCUGAGAAUGCAUGGCUCAGGCAGCUCUUCCUCACCUCAUGAAUGUAAUCCCCUGGACAAAGAAUGUUUGUGUUUUGAGCUGGUUUUUGUGAUUUUGUUAAGCCUUUUGUUUUGAGAUUUAUGUUUUUAGGGUUUAAUUUUAGAGUUGAAUAGAAUUAAUGUCAUGUGAGUCUCUGAGCUUAAUUAUCAAUUCACUUAUUUUAAAUUUUGAGUGAUUGGUGAUUAAGAGUGUGUUUAAGGCAGCUUGUGCGUUUCAGAAUAAGUUGUUUAUCUUGAAACGCGACCCGUGGGCCCCGUUGCCUGCGUUUAGUGUAAAAACUCAAACGCGAUUCCGAAUAAGCUAAAUAAAAGCGUGAACCAAACGGUACAACAGCGUUUUGAAAACGUCGUCCGCCCUUAUAAGCUGCCCCAAACGGUCUCUUAAGUUUUUAAUAGUGGGUAUAAUUGUCAAUAAUUUGAGUCCAUUUUGAUUACUUUUGAAGUUACAUUUCAU